GCGUGUUCCGCAUAUCGCGCUGUGAAACAUGAAGAGCGCGAGACACACGGAAUAUCGACAACGGCAGCGUUUGUUCUCGUGUUUUUGACACGAUUUGCGCCGCAUCAGAAUCGCCAGUAGAAUUCCCAGACCCUCGAUGCAUCUCUGCUCCGACGAGCGUGGAUUAUCAGUCAUUUUUAGAUGCUUUGAUGGACUGUCAUCUUUGAAAUCACCCUGAGGACUUCAUUACUCUGAGCUGCACAGUCUCAUCUAUGAGGACAGCUGCAUGUGGACAGCUCUUUCAGAAUCCGGUGAAUAUCCCGACUCCAGUUCUCACUGAAGCUGUUGGGAAUGAAGGAGGCGUGUCGCAUCUGCGCUCGUGAGCUGUGCGGUAACCAGCGGCGAUGGAUCUUCCAUCCGGCAGCCAAGCUGAACCUGCAGGUGCUCCUGUCUCACGCUCUGGGUCACGACCUGGAGCGCGACGGCCGCUGCGAAUUCGCCUGCAGCAAGUGCACGUUCAUGCUGGGCCGCAUGUACCGCUUCGACACGGUGAUUGCCCGUGUGGAGGCACUGUCCAUCGAGCGGCUGCACAGACUCCUGCAAGAGAAGGAGCGUCUGCGCCAGUGCAUUAGUGCGCUUUAUCAUAAAAACAAUCUGCAGGAGACCCGCGGGGUGACGGAGGUGAGCACCGUUGACGUGUCCGGCCUUCACAAUGCCAAGUACUGCACCCUGCUGCAGGAGGACCUGACGUACUCCAUGUACGAGUCCUGGGCGGAAGAUGAGGACCAGAUGUUGGAGUGUACUCACAAUCCUCCGUGUCACGCGUCCGAGCUGUUCUCGUCCUGGCAGCGCUCGCGGAGGUGCCCCGGCUGCAGAGCGCUGCGUGUGCCCGACGCUGACUAUGAGGCCGUGUGUAAGGUGCCCAGGAAGGUGGCGAGGAGCGUUUCCUGCGGCCCAUCCACACGUUACUCUGCCAGUGGCGCCGGAAGCCCGUGUGGGGAGGAACAGACCGCAACCAUGACUUCCACCACGCUGGUGCCCGAGAGGCGGUGGACGGCAUCCAGCUCAUCGGACGGUGAUCGCACACUCCGAGAGCGGCAGAGCUCCGGCGCCUCGCUGGAAUCACUGGAUGCGUCGCCCAUCGAAGAGCGCCAGCGUGACGAACGGAGCUGUGCCGCGGCCUCUGAGGAGCAUCUCGGUGCGUCUGAGGAACCUCUGUCGAGGCUCGCACUGGCUCUGUCACUGCUUCAGGAUUGUGUGUAUAAUCCCGUCCAGAGUCCUCAGGGCAGCAGACUUCCUGUUUUGGUGAAUCCUAGGUUUUUUAAUGGAGGAGCUAAACUGCACAGUCAAGACCAGGAGAACCUGUUUGUUGGAGCAAACCGCAUGAUCGUGGAACCGGAGCUGCCUAGAGUCCAGCUGGAUCCAGCGCUGGAGCUGGCCCGUCUGGAGGAGCUGUGGCACUCGGUGCAGGACGAGUACUUGCCCUUCUGUUUCAGGAGGGUCCCAAAGAGCCUGAUGGAGGAGCAGCAGUCGCAGCUGCAUCAGUACGAACGCGCCGCCGGACAGUGUGUCGCUGAACUACAGAAAGCGCAGCUGCAGGUCGAGUCUCUGCAGAGUCAGAUCCACCAGAGCGAGACCAGCAACAAGAAGCUGCAAGAGAAGGUGUGUGAGAUGGAGUCUGAGCUCCUGUCCAUCAGACAAGCUGCACAGAACCAGCAGAGAACCAUCCAGAACCUCACAGACAGCCUGAGAACGAAAGACACAGAGACUCAGGAGCUCUACCAUGUGAUUGAAGACCAGAACAACACACUGUGUAAACUCACAGAGACACACCAGCAGCAGCUGCAACACAAAAAGGCUCCAGAGGGCGCUGUGGACUCGGGUUCACUGCCGCUACACACUUCCCUGUUCUCCUGUCAGCUGGAGCUGGAGGCCAGUCAUCGCAAUCACAGACUGACCCAGAGACGCUUGGAGGAUCUGACGUGCUCACGAGACCGACUGCAGGCCGACCUGCAGGACGCGCUACAGCACAGAGAGACGACACACAAACACAACCAGGAUCUGCGUGAGAUGCUCGAGCAGCUGCGGUCUGAGCUGCAGGUGAAGGCGUGUGAGCUGAGAGACCGUGAGGCCGCGACACGCUCAGAAAUCACAGACAGGGACGAAACCAUCGCACAGCUGCAGCAGAGCUUACGUCGCAAAGACACGCUGCUGCAGGAGUAUUCAGAGCUGCGGAGUCGCUCGUCCGACUCCAGCGGAGCCUCCGAGAGAGACGCGCUGCUGCAUGCGCUCAGGAGUCGCAUCAGAGACAGAGACGCCGCGCUGGAGCGCUCGAUCGAUGAGAAGUUCCACUGUCUGGAGGAGAAGGACGAUGAAGUUCGUCGACUGCAGCUGGUGCUGCGUGAGAAGGACCGAGACCUGGAGAGACUGCGCUGCGUCCUCAACAACACCAACGACACCAUCACGGGUUUGGAUGCUCUGGUGCACAGUAAAGAGCUGGAGUUAGAGAGAACACUGGAAACGUGCCGGAAACUGGAGUGGUUGAAACAGCAGAGCGAUGAGAAGCACACACUGGCUGUACAUGAGAGAGAUGGCGUCAUUCAGCGGCUGCAGACGGCUCUGCACACACACAGCAAAGAGACCGAGGAGCUCAGGUCAGUGUUGUUGGGAAAAGUGUCUGCCGCUGACGUGCUGCAGGAGCUCCAGGCUCAUCUCUCUAUGAAGGAGCGUCUGUUUCAGGAAGUGAUGUCAGACCGCAGCCGACAGCUGCAGGAACACCACAAACAGCUGAGCGAGCUGCUCGACACCAUCAGCACCAGAGAUCAGGACAUGAAGGAUUACGGGGAGAGGUUGGGACGGGUGAUAUCGGAGCGAUCGGGUCAGUUGCAGGAGUUGCGUCGGCAGCUGACGUCACGUGAACAAGAGCUGCAGGAUGUGAACCGGGAGAGAGAGAGAGACGUUUCUGCGGCCAGAGAGCUGCAAAGACUCCAGAACCUUCUCAAGGAGAAAGACUCCUUCAUACAGGAGUUACUACAGGGUCAGAGCGAGACGUUGAGCUCUACAACAGCAGCACAGGCUGUGUGUACGAACAGCUCAGGUGAUCAGGAGAUUCAAGCAAUCAGAGAUGAGCUACAGCUGACUCUCAAAAAACAAAGAGAGACUGAGCGGGAGCUGUCAGAGUUGCGUUCUCUUCUGGCUGCAGGGCAUCGUGACACAUUGAGCUCUGAUCAGCAGUGUGUCCUGCAGCAGCUCGUGUCGGAGCAGCGGGCGCUGAAUGAAGCUCUGAGAGCCGAGAAGAGUCUUUAUCAGUCGCUCAGACGCGUCCAGAGUCAGGCAGACAGCAGCUCUGAGAAGACUAGAGCGCUACACGAACAACUGGACUCGCUUCAGACGCUGCGUGAGCAGCUGGAAGAGACGCUGGCGCGGAGCCGAGAGACGGCGCUGGCAGUGGACCGGGCCGCACUGGUCCAGGCAGACUAUGGAGAAUCCAGCAGUGAUGAAGAUGAAGAAGAUCCUGACAGCAACAGCAGUGAAGAGUUCACAGACAGCAUAGAGGACGAUGACAUCAAACUCACGGCUCAGAGUCUGACGAGCACGCAGAAAGCUGAGGAGUACGGCCGACCCGUGAUGUCCCAGAAUGCAUCAGAGGGGAGAAGAUGUGAUGAGGCAGAGCAGAGAAAUCGAGACAAAUGCGAGAUGGUUGAAGUGACGGUCCAGGCCGACGACUCCUCACUUGCUCACGUCAGAAACACUCUACAUGAAGAACGUGAAGCACUGAAUCUCAGCCAGCCUGGAUUAGGAGUGGAUGAGGAGGCGUCUGUGAGGAGUCGACGGUUGGAGAAGCAUGAAACAGACCGGCGAAACUCCCAUGAGCCUCAGAAAGUUUACCGUACGUUCCUAGAGGAAGAGGAGGAGGAAGAGUAUGAUGAUGAAGAUGGAGAGGAAGGGGAAGAUGUCCGGGCCGCUAAAGGCAAGCGCGGGCCGCCGUGUGUGAAGCUGCGAGAGGGCAGGUGGAAGAGGAGGUGCACCAGACCACAUUCACUGGACCUCGGAGCGCUGCUGUCACACACACCUGCGGCACCGCACACAGCUCAGGAUGUAGAUAUGGAGCGAGAGGUCGAGGGCGACAGCGGCGGUUCGAGCGCCGGAGGAGGAGGUGGAGCCGUCGGGUUCUGGCGGCAUGUGGAGGAGGGGCUUCGGGAGCAGGCGGAGCGUCUCCGUAGCGACCUUGCUGUGAGUCGUCAGGAGAGCCACGAGCUGCAGGAGAGACUGAUGGUGUCGGAGGCGACAGUGCAUGCGCAGGCCGAACAGCUCAAAGACUACAGAGAGCUGCUCACGGAGAGUGCCGUCCAGCGGGUCAGCAAACAGGUGCAGGUGGAUCUUCAGGAUCUGGGAUACGAGACGAGCGGCCGCAGUGAGAAUGAAGCUGAGAGAGAUGACGCCAGCAGCCCCGAAUUUGAUGAGUUGGAGAUGUGCGCCUCCCUCUCGGUUACGGGGAACAGACGCUGCGGUUGGCGUGGCGACAGCGACGGUACUCAGACAGACGACCCGUCCUCACUGAAGUGUUUGGUGCAGGAUCUGCGUGCGCAGCUCUCUCGAUGCCACAAAGUGAUCCGUGGCCUGCAGCUGCGCGUGCGCUCGCUCUCGGCAACCUCCGACUACGCCUCCAGCCUGGAGCGCACGCCUCGCAAGGUGAACUGGGCGUUUCAGGUGACCGCGGCUCACAGUGGUCUGGAUGAGGACGAGGGUUGGCAGUCUGACGGGCCGCACAGACCCAGCCGAGAGCUGCAGGAGCUGGUGAGCCGUGUGGCGCUGCUGGAGACGCAGAUCCAGAGCUCCAAGCUGGAGGGCAAGAGCGGCCCAGAGGAAGGCAAAUGUGCCACCUGGCCUGGGAAGUACAACACGCUGAUUCAGGCACAGGCACGGGAGCUGUCACACCUCCGGCAGAAAAUGAGAGAGGGACGAGGCAUCUGCCACAUCCUCACGCAGCACUUGAGCGACACCACCAAAGCCUUCGAGGAGCUGCUGCGUGCCAACGACAUCGAUUACUACAUGGGCCAAAGCUUCCGAGAGCAGCUUUCCCAGAGUUCCUCACUCGCUCAGAGAGUCAGCAGCAAGAUCAGUGGACGCGAGCGUGAUCGUUCAGAGCAGCAAGAUGAUAAAACGGGUCACGAGCUGCUAGCGCUGAGGUUGAGUAAGGAGCUCCAACACAAAGAUCAAAUCAUCGAAUCUCUCCACACCCAGUUACAGAAGCGCCCUGACACGCCCUGCAGCAGCCACGCCCCCUCUGAGACCACAGACCAAUCAGAUUGCAUCUCAUUCGUGUCUGACGAGAGAGGCUCCACCAAUGAGGACGUGGAGCUGUGCUCAGACGUGGAUGCCGGCAGUGAGUUUGCGCAGGAGGAGACAGAGCUCAAGCCGAAAGACAGAGGUGUUUUCACCGGAUUCUCGUCCAGCUCACAGCCUCUGAUCCAAACCCACAGCUGGUCUGCUCACGCUAAUCCCAUGACCUUUGCCCCCUUGACCUGCCCUGACCCUGACCGCAGGAUACAGAGCAGCCACAGGCCGCCGAUGAGAACGUUCAGCGCACCUCACUCGCUCUCCAGCUAUCAGCUAACCGCGCACACACCCUGUUCUAUCGAUUACACGCCUGUAUCCCAUCAUGCACUGGGAAAGAGUGGAGGCCCAUCUGUGCAGACAGAUGCAUUGUGGGACAUGGAAAAUAUGAUUCAGCCAAUCAGAGGUUUUGAUGGAUCAUCGUAUUAUCAGUCUGGCAACAGCCAAUCAGGUGUAGACGUGAUUGAGGAGCAUCUUAGAGAGAUUCGAUCUCUGCGUCAACGACUAGAAGAUUCCAUCAGAACCAACGAGAGAUUGAGACAGCAGUUAGAGGGACGCCUGGCCACAGCGGCGAGAGACACAGCGGCUCCAACCAACAUCUUUAUCCAGAGUCAUGAUGCGGUCAGUCAGCUGACCAAUGAAGUCAGAGCAUUAAAGGAGGAAAAUCUGGCACUACAGUCCAGGUUACAAGCCAGCAGAGACAGCAGUGAAGAGGCGGAGCAGCUUAGGGAGGCGGUGCUUUCUGGGCGUGUUCGGCUGCAGCAGGCGGAGUUAGAGGCAGAGCAAUGGAAGGAGGAGUUGAGGAGGCUACAGACGCACAACUGUGAGCAAAGUCAACAAAUCCAACAACUGCGACAAGACAGACAAAACAGUCAGGAGCACAACAACAGCCUGCAGCACGAGGUGAGUUUACUCCAGCAGCAGUUAGCAGAGAGCAGACAGCUGCUACACUCCCUACAGAGUGAACUACGGCUGUACGACCGAGUGUGUGGUGCGAGAAAGAGCGCCGCUGCAGGAUUUGUGUGUGAGCCGUGCCCGUCGGUGGAGUUGGGGGAGCUGUUGGUGGAGGUUCGGGCUCUAAGGGCCCAGCUGGAGCACAGUGUACAGGAGAACAGUGCUCUACGAGCUCAACUGCAGAAGCAGCUGGAUCAUUCUGUCGAGCAGCGUCCGUCACCCAUCAUUCCGGCCAGCCCCCUGCGGGAUGUGCUUUACCGACGACAGCUUCUCCAUGACCCGUCUCCUUCUCCUCCUGUGAGAGAUGUGGGUCCGUUUCCGGCCGGGCCUAUGUACUCACCAUACUCAGAGAUGGAAGAGACUAACGACUCGCUGGAGCCUCAUGCAGAUCUGGAAGGAGAAGCUCCGGACGGCUCAUUCGCCAACCGUAACGGACGGCACGCGAUCGGUCACGUGGAUGAUUACGGCGCGCUGCAGCAGCAGGUGUUGGAGGGCAGGGCACUGGUGCAGCGGAUGGAGGCGGCGCUGCAGGCAUGUCUCAACACGGCCCUGCUGGAGAUCAGCGGCGGGAAGGCUCUGGACUACAACACAGUAAAGACGCUGCUCUCCGACACAAAGACCUUGCGUCAGAUUCUGGACGAGGCCGUCUCUCUGCUCAAGAUGUUCUGGCGGGCAGCUCUGCCGAGCAGCGAUGGGCCCGUCCAUCUCAUUCAGAGGGAGCAGUCCAUGCGCGAGGAGAUCCAGCUGCUGCGUCUGCGGAUCGCCGAGCAGGAGGAGGUUCUACAGGGAACCAUCCAGCGUUUGCGCUGCACCAGCCGAACCAAAGAAAGCAUGGAGACCUUUAUCGUCAACCAGCUGUCCCGGACUCGAGAUGUGCUGAAAAAAGCACGAGCGAAUCUAGAGAAGAAUGAGCUCAGGAUUUCCUCUCUAAGCUCCUCCUCUUCCUCCCUUUGCCAUGGUAAUGAUCAGGUAAAACCUCCACAGGCUCUUCUUCUUGGGUUCGCGUGACCCCUGCGUGUCCUGAGAUCACCAUGGAAACAGCCAGUCCGCAGCAGCCCGCCAAGAAGCGUGUCAGGGAGUGUCUUCAGCUCACCGCCACCCGUUAAACCAGCCGGCACUGCUAACUCACCCGCCUUACCCUUUUCCUGCCAACAACUUCUGUGUAAUUUUACCUCUUUCCUUUAACAGUGAGCUGUUAAAAUCCAGAUGCCUAUUGAUUCAGUGUUGUGAGAAGAACCUUAGAGUAUUUAUCUUCUGAGAGGAAACAUUCUUUACUUUGUGAGAAAUAAACAGACUGCCACAGAAUUCCCUCGAGUAUCUCAGGGAUUUUUGGCAAUAAACACAUUCACACAGCCGUACGUCAUCUCUGAGCGCCGACGGCUGCCUUCACGCGUCACGAGACGCACGUCAACUGGAGCAUGUGAAACAAGUUCAUGCGUUUUCACUCAAUGUCAUUCUGCUUGACAUUGUGUCAUAUAUCGUGCCACUGUUAGUAUUAUUAUGAUUGUUGUUAUUGUCAUCUUUCUCCAGUGCUACUGACUGAAAUGGAAUGUUGUAUUUAGUAUUUGCAUGAUGGAGGUCGAUUAAAAAUAAAGCGCCUGUUUUUCUGAGGUGAGGCUCACCAAACAUGCCAAAGUUUGCAUGGAUAGUUUCCCUCAUUUUGCCUUAACUGAGCUGUUGAUGUCGACUUCUGUAUGUAAACUGCUUUCAAGUAACUUCACCUGCUCUAUUUUAACAACCUUGUAUGAAUUCUCAAGGUAUGAGCUUUGGGCGUCUUGACUGUCGCUUUACGUCAUAGAUAUACAAACUUUGUUCACGAGUGAAUAAAUAGGUCGUUUAAGAGGACAAAUAGAAAGUUGUGAUUUCCUGCAAUUGAAAAAAUGAAUAUGAAGUUCAAAUAAGUUGACAUUUGUGCAGUCAUUCCUGUGCAAAUAUUAUCAAUGACAGUGUUGAAGACUUCUGAACUCGAGAUUGCAAACUUUGGCAGAGGAUUGGUGGGACCAGAGCUGCUGAUGUCACGAUCACACAGCCAAUCACAGAGGUGUUUCUUUACUGCUCUUAGACUUGUGCUGUAUAAUUUCUUUCAGAGCUGUACAUAAUUUAUGCCUUCAUGUUGUUUUAAUUUUGCAGUGUGGGUAAAUAUAGUCAACAUUUGCUAUAGAAUAUGCAAAUCUUCAAAACAUGGGUAGCUGUGCAAUAGCCAUUUGAUGAUGAUGUGAGACAUCAUAUAGAUGCAUUUACUGUGUACAUUACACCAAUUUAUAAACUGUAGAAGUUGCCUAAAAAUUGCAGAGUUGCCUUGCCUCAAAUCUCUUGCAUAGGAUGAAAACAUAAGCUUGUAAGUGAAUGUUGCUUUGCCUUUAAACAGCCAUGUAAGUGAAUUCUCUUCAGUGAGAAAUGCAAUAUCAAUCUUAAUGGCCUUGUGAGCACAUUACAGUAUUGUGGGUCUAGCAUCACUUUAUUCAGAACCACAAAUGAGAAGUAUUGAUGUGAUUCUUUCAAUGUUUUGGAUUAAAUACCAAAGUCUGAAUUUUGAAUUGAAUUUAGGUGGAGAGAAAAAUGGGCAGCAUAUGUUGGUUCUAAAAUCUGUAUAAUAUGUAUAUAGUGCUUGAAGGCUUAUUUGUUGCCAUAGUUACUGAUGUGAUCGUGUAAUGUAACAAAAGAUCGCCGACACAAGAGCCAAUCAAACUCUGUGUCUGAAGCUGCUGAAUAUGUGGCAUGUAUUAUGAAAGCUGCUUUUGAAAAUUAAACAUCAAUAAACAGUAGAAAAGCA
Molecule: messenger RNA, 9043 nt
Organism: Ctenopharyngodon idella (grass carp)
Lineage: Eukaryota; Metazoa; Chordata; Actinopteri; Cypriniformes; Xenocyprididae
Product: myomegalin
Exons: 41
Coding region: 331-7278 (2315 amino acids)
Cellular component (GO): microtubule organizing center; nucleus
Molecular function (GO): zinc ion binding
Source: RefSeq, a predicted model, not a curated record